CUGAAUACCAAGAGUUACGAACACCCUUUCAUCUAAACCUUUUAUGAGAUCAUAUAAAUUAAAUGUAACAACACUAAUUAUUAUUCUUCUUCUUCAUGAAUCCAUCCUCACUUUCCUCUUUCUCAAAUUGUGUCUGUUAGGGUUUUACCUUGACGUCAAAUUCGACAAAUUCAACCACAAAUUGAACCUUUGUACCAGUUCUGAUCGUGAUUUCUAGCAGUGAUUAUUUGAACUAUUUGAAGAUGUCGCGAUAUAAUCGUCCAGGAAACCGUUAUGGUGCUGGUAAUUCCGUUAGUAAAGUCGAUGAUACUCGAUCGGUGUGGAAACCAAAGGCGAAGAUUAAUGAUGGAUCUUUAGAUAGUGCUUCUGGUAAAUCCGAUAGUAAAAUCAAACAUACGGAUGUUGAUCGUCGAACGGACUGGAAACCCAAGGCAGAGAUCGAUGAAUCUUCGGAUAGUGCUUCUUUUUCCCAAAAUGAUCGAUCAACAGUUCCUGGAGAGUCUAGUUUUGACGAUUCGGCUUUUGGUGUGGAAACUUUUAAACAGACACUGAAUGAGUUAAAUGAGUAUAAUGGUUUUAAGAAGGUGAAACAAUACGCGGAUAAAUCUCAUAAACCGACACUGAAUGAGUUGGAUGGUUAUAAUGGUUUUAAGAAGGUGAAACAAUACGGGGAUAAAUCUCCUGAACCGACACUGAAUGCAUCAGACGAUGAUCAAAGACCAAAGCAUCAUGUAUUUGAUAUCUGUCCAAAGAAGUCUAGUUCUGGAUUCAAGUUAAAACCUUCGUUACUUGCGAUGAACCGAGAAAAACGAAAUCAAAUCAAACAAUCCACGAAAGGGCAAAACAUCGAGAUUUUGGGGCCGGGGAUUGUACUCCUGAAGGGCUAUAUAUCUUUUGAUGAUCAGAUUAGUAUCGUAAAAACUUGCAGGGACCUUGGAAUCGGUGUAGGUGGUUUUUACCAACCUGGGUACAAUAGUGGAACAAAACUACAUUUACAGAUGAUGUGUCUCGGUAAAAACUGGGAUCCCGACACUCACACGUACACUGAGUUAAGGUCAUCUGAUAAUUCUAAGCCUCCGGGAAUUCCCGAAAAGUUUAGUGAUAUGGUUAAAAAAGCGAUACACGAUUCAAACGAGUUUAUACGCGGGAACAGUGGUAGUUUAAAUGAAGGGAAAGUUGUUCCUUCCAUGUCACCUGAUAUAUGCAUCGUCAAUUUUUAUACGAAAACCGGUAGACUUGGUCUUCAUCAGGACAAAGAUGAAAGUGAAAAGAGCUUGAAGAAAGGGCUACCCGUUGUAUCAUUUUCAAUAGGUGACUCUGCGGAGUUUUUAUAUGGUGAAACACGAGCUAUUGAUGAAGCAGAUAAAGUGACGUUAGAAUCAGGGGAUGUUUUGAUAUUUGGCGGGAAAUCGAGGUUAAUAUACCAUGGUGUUAGUAGUAUUAUUCCUGAUACUGCUCCGACGUCACUUAUGGAAGCAAGUGAUAUGCGCCCAGGUCGCUUAAAUCUUACUUUUAGAAUGUAUUGAUUGACCCGUUUCAUGAUCAUUUGUGAAGCUUGUUUUUAAGACGGCUUUAGGAUUUGGAUUUGUUUGUGUGGAUUUUCAUCACCAAAUGUAGGAAGUAUUCUAAAUGUUUGCUAUGUUUUAACA
Molecule: messenger RNA, 1649 nt
Organism: Helianthus annuus (common sunflower)
Lineage: Eukaryota; Viridiplantae; Streptophyta; Magnoliopsida; Asterales; Asteraceae
Exons: 6
Coding region: 243-1526 (427 amino acids)
Biological process (GO): oxidative RNA demethylation
Cellular component (GO): cytoplasm; nucleus
Molecular function (GO): ferrous iron binding; oxidative RNA demethylase activity; broad specificity oxidative DNA demethylase activity
Source: RefSeq, a predicted model, not a curated record